Molecule: messenger RNA, 522 nt
Organism: Enterobius vermicularis (human pinworm)
Lineage: Eukaryota; Metazoa; Nematoda; Chromadorea; Rhabditida; Oxyuridae
Source: the annotation of a GenBank genome assembly
AUGAAGGCUCUAGCCGAACUUGUUGUGCGUAGUGCGUCUGCUGGUAUAAAGCAACUUAGUGUAUAUGAUCCGUGGUCGUAUGUAAGGUCGAACAGGGUAGUACUGGAAAAACUAAUAGCGAAAGCGUCUACGACUAAACACUCAAAAAGUCGUAUUGAAGUCAAUAUCAAUAAGCCAUUGGAAGAUAUUAAAUAUUACGGUGGUGUUAUUGCUGUUUAUCUGCUAGGUAAAGAGUCGGGGAAACAAGCAUUGGUUAGGACUUGUCGGAAAGUGUGCUCAGAUUAUGAUAUAGAUGCUAUUAAUAUAAAGGCCAUAUCUCAGUGUUUAGCAAAAGAUUCGUUGACAGAACCUGAUUUGCUGCUCAAAGUUGGUGCUACAAAUUCAAUGGCUGGUUAUCUGCCAUGGGCUCUUCGAGUAACUGAAAUAGUUCCAGUUCCUCACUUGUCAAAACAUGUUUCUUUCAAGCAGUUCAUUUCAUUCUUUGAUUCGUAUUAUAAACGUGACAGGAGAUUAGGACGAUAA